GGAAACCGCAGCGCAGCAAUUCGUAUCCCAAUAAGCAGCAGCAGCAGCAGCAGCAGCAGCAGCAGCAGCAGCACAAGAAUAGAGUUUCGAUGCCCUGA
Molecule: messenger RNA, 98 nt
Organism: Eimeria acervulina
Lineage: Eukaryota; Apicomplexa; Conoidasida; Eucoccidiorida; Eimeriidae
Exons: 1
Source: RefSeq, a predicted model, not a curated record